AUGUCUUCCGCUCAAGAUGCCAACGAUGCUCUCGACCUUGUCUCUGACAAGAUUGCCCGGCUGAUCACCCGGUCGGAAAAGUUGAAGCAAGGUGAUGCGGCUGCCAAGUCAUUGGCACAUGAGAUUGCCAUCACUUUGGUUGGUGCAUUCGCCCAAUAUGGGAAUGCUGCGACUUCCUUCGCUCCAAGGCUUCUGUCUUGCACAGCCGAGAUCUGGGACAACAGCGGUCCGAAUGGUAAGCUGAGGGGUCUGCCCGACUGGACGCAGAUCUCGGACGACAACCCUCGCAUCCGGGUUCACCCCCUUUUCCACAAGACCGUCAGCUACACCCACCCGGCUGAGGCGUCGAUGACCCUCUCCCCCAUCACUUCUCCCACACCCACACCAUCACCACCACCCGCCCCUGCCCCCAAACACAAUCUCUUUGUGCCGGGUACAAAGUUCAAGGCCUCGACUCCCGAUCCCGAACCUUCGGCACCGGAAGGAGAUGUCAUCGUGGUGGUACACGCACCAUUGCCGAAGAAGCUCAAGAUGGAGCCAGCAGUCCGGAAGACCGCGACACUGCCGCCCUUGGUCAGCGAUGAAGAUUCUGCCGAGGACACGCACCCCAUGCGCCUCUUCCCGACCCAAUGCGAGCGGUGCAUCAAGGACGACGUCCCUUGCACCGUGAUGCUGGGCAAGAAGAACGGUGAGGUCCGGAAGUGCUGUCGCAACUGCGAUGGCAAGAAGACCAAGUGCGUCCGUCUGUCCGCGGAGCAGCAGCGCCUUCUGCAGGCUGCCGUCGCCCUCAAAGGGGUUAAGGCUGCUGCUGCCACAGAGAAGAAGGCCCGGAAUGGCACCCCGAAGAACAAUGCCCCCCCUACCCAGGCACUCACUGCCGAAGAUGAUGCGGAUGCGGAGGGUGAUGAUGAUCUGGAACAUGUCCCAGCCGUCGUGCUCCCGGCCCAGCCCGGUCUGGUACCAACCCCCACUGUCGACAAUGACGUCAACGUCGACUUCGCUCCUCCCAACGAUCCUCCGACCCGCCCAAAUGUCCCUGAAGCCCGGCAGGACGUUGGCCCCAACCCAUCUGUCGCACAGCCAAUGGCUCUUGAUAUAUUCAAGAGCAUCGAGGCCCUCAGCCAGAAGUUCAAUGCCUUGCUCAAGACAUCGGACAAUCGUGCAGAGGCCUUCCAUCAGCAGAUGGACUCUCAGGUCACUGCUUUGGACCAAGACUGGGGCAGCAGAUUUGCCCUCAUGGAGAACAGGCUCCGGGAGGUCGAAAUCAAGACCGCCAACAACACCAUGUCCAUCGGACAUGUCGCCAACAGCGUCAGGGGUUUGAGAGCCGGACAGCCUCUCGACACUCCUCCCGAAGGCCACCCCUUUGGCCCGAUACCCCCUGCUUGGCUCGCUCUACCGCCGGGUACCCAUGAGGCCAUCCAAUCGGUGGACCAGGGUGUCUCGGUAGUGGGGAAAGAGUGGACCACCAUUUGGGAUCCAUCCAAAGCCAGUGGAGCACAUGGCCCCGGUACCGCCUCUGCCUCCACAGUUUUUCCUGCUGGCUCUCCCACUCUGCCGAGCGGUUCUCAUUUGUCCAGCAUCCCCUCCACCCCCAACAAGUCCAAGAAGUAG
Molecule: messenger RNA, 1614 nt
Organism: Suillus paluster
Lineage: Eukaryota; Fungi; Basidiomycota; Agaricomycetes; Boletales; Suillaceae
Exons: 6
Coding region: 1-1614 (537 amino acids)
Source: RefSeq, a predicted model, not a curated record